AUGCUACGAUUCACUGUACGAGCUGCUACGAGUGCUUGCGUGGCUGUCACAGUUUUUGAUGUCGUUGGCCAUCCUGCUGUUGUCACUGGAGCCUCCAUGGCACCAACGUUGGAAGGAUCGGAUGCUCGGUGGUGGCAUCGAGAUCUGGUAUGGCUGACUCCCUGGGGUAUCCAUAGGCCCAGAGUCGGAGAGGUCAUCACGUUUAUGUGAGU
Messenger RNA from Cylicostephanus goldi, 212 nucleotides. The record is from the annotation of a GenBank genome assembly. Lineage: Eukaryota; Metazoa; Nematoda; Chromadorea; Rhabditida; Strongylidae.